This is a messenger RNA of Symbiodinium necroappetens, 1725 nucleotides long. The record is from the annotation of a GenBank genome assembly. Lineage: Eukaryota; Dinophyceae; Suessiales; Symbiodiniaceae.
AUGGGCAUUGACCGAACUGGAAUCUCGAUCAUUCUGGCCGCCGUGAGCUUGCAACAUCCCGGUCAACGAGGUGUGCUGAUAUGUGAACUGGGCAAUCAGCGAGUGACAAAGUCCACCCUAAGUGUCUUACUGGAACAUGGGUACGAGCCCGACGUGCAUGAUCUCUGGAGCGUCUUGCAGGGAAUGGUCGUAACCCCAUCGCCAGCGCUUGCAAGUGGGAAGAAGGUCUUCGAGGCACUGGGCAUCAGGCAUGUGAGCUUGGACAUCAAUGGAAGAGAUGGCGCAGUGCUGUUGGAUCUGUCACGACCGUUGAACUCCUCCCUCCAUUAUCUGCUUGGGAAGUGCGACGUAGUCACGAAUUUCGGUACCACAGAGCACAUCGGUGAAAGCGAGUACAUCGAUGAGCCGGAAGGGUAUGAAAGGCUGGAUAUUUGGCAUGCACAAUACAAUGCUUUUCGAAACAUACAUGGCCUUGCACGAAGUGAUGGUGGAAUGAUCAUCAAUAUGGUUCCAGCUGCAGGAUGCUGGCCGCGGCAUGGUGCCGUGGAGUAUGAACCUCGAUUUUUUCAUACUUUAGCAGGGGCAGCCGGAUAUGAGAUCAGGAACCUUUCUCUUCACAGGCCCGACCAUGAUUGGUCUGCUGAAGAAGCACAUCUCUUCUGGAGGCUGCUCAGGGAAGCCCUGCGACGGCAGUCUUAUAGUCUGCCGGAUGACAUGAAUGCAGACAAAAUUCCAGCGCUGCAGAACUACGCCAAGGAAGAGCAGGCCAAUGUAUUGUCCGUGUUCGUGCGCAGGGGCUUGCAUGCAUUCCCAGAUCAACAAGCAUUCCUUCAAUCACCUGGUCUCCAUCUGAAACGAAAAGCUCAGGAAGCUGCAGAUGCCGAGAAGCACGAGUUCUGUUUGGACUCGCCCAGGAUGCGUGCUCCACACUGUUUCUGGGAGAUGGCUUUUUGCUUUCCGACAGUGCCGCAUCUCAAGUGCAGGAUGGCCUUCGAGCUUGAGUAUCGCUAUACUUUCCUAAACGUGAAGGAGGAAGUCGAGGAGCCUCCUGGCAGAGCGCGAGCUCGCAGCUCUCCACCCGGCAGAACGCGGAGCAUCUUCACAGAGACGGCAGAAGAGGAGAAGUCCAUGAGAACCUACUUAUGCAGCCUUGCUCAAGCUGCUGCCGACUUCAGGCAAGCUCGGCAGGAGCCCGAAAUCGAGCAGGAGAACAGGCCUUUUGAAGGCCGGGAGCUGGCACCAGAGUUGCAACAGUUGGUUCCAACUUGGGGUAGUCUGGGUCAUCCGGAAGCGUGUCGCCGGCCGUGCAUUUACUUCAUUUCGGGACAUUGUUCCAAUGGACAGAGCUGCGCCUACUGCCAUAUGGCGCAUGUGGAGAAGAUGCCGAAACUCGAUAAGAAGCAGCGUAUGAUGGUGCAGCAGUGCAGCCAAGCUCAGCUUCUGAGUUUGCUAGUUCCGCUGUGCUAUGACAGGGCCGAGCGCUUCGACUUUCUCAAAGAAGCCUCUGAGAUCCUCAAGCUGAUGGAGGAGUCAAGCAGUACGAUGCAACUGCCUGAAUCUUUUCGGUCCCGAGAGUUCCGCAGUUUGCGUAAAGCACUCCGAAAAAUGAACUUUGUCAGCCUGGUUGGUGUGCUGAUCUCACACCAGUCCAAUCGGCCAGGUGUCAAUCUUGCCACUCAGUUGGUGGAGUUAAUGGACAUCCUUCGCCAGCAGCUCACUGUCUAA